Polychytrium aggregatum is the source of this 3678-nucleotide messenger RNA. RefSeq lists its product as uncharacterized. The coding region runs from base 1 to 3678 and encodes 1225 amino acids. Gene Ontology annotation, biological process: positive regulation of G2/M transition of mitotic cell cycle; establishment of cell polarity. The transcript has a single exon. The record is from RefSeq and is a predicted model, not a curated record. Lineage: Eukaryota; Fungi; Chytridiomycota; Chytridiomycetes; Polychytriales. Gene Ontology annotation, cellular component: cytoplasm; cell septum.
AUGGCUGACAGAAAGUUCCUGGGCUUCAAACGGUCAAAGCGCGACUCGGAUGCGAGCAGUAUCGGCUCCACCGUCUCCAAACAGUCCACUUCCUCCAUCCGGACCAUCUCCGACAAGCUGUGGGGCCCCGAGAGCGGCCUGGCUCGAGCCUUUCGGGGACUCAACCGGAAAACGUCCCAUGUCCAAGAGCCCGUCUUCGCGGACCACUCCGACGGCUAUACCCACAAAGACCCCGCCAAGCGUUCCGUCUCCGAAUCGACCCUCAACAACUACAUCAUCGAGUCGCCGAGCGACAGCACGGACCUGCCCACGUCUCACCCUCAUCAGUGGGGGUAUGCCGCCCAGCACCACGACCCGUCGGCUGCUCAUGCUGCUUCGUCCUCGACCCCCGCUAUCGCCUCUACCAGUGCGCCGCCGUCCGCCCCGAUCGACAUCUCGCCCACCCAUAUGCACUUCAGGCCCUCGGACCGGAAGGACUUUUCCGGCGUCUACUCGGGCAGCUCCUCCGACUCGUCGCAGAUGGCCUACUCGUGGGAGCCCGGAAGUGAGAUGCGCAUGAUGGUCAGCCACGCUCCUUCGGGCGCUCACCACCCCUAUCCGCCGAGCUCGCAGACCUCCUCGGUCCAAGUCCCUGGCGCCAGUCCAUCGGCUUCGACCCAGACCUCAGCCUCGCCGGAUGACCUGGCCCAUGUCUCCGAUGGCUACAAGAACGCCGACAACGCCUUCGACGAGCCCGUGCGGCGGUCCUCUCGCCUCUCCACCUCCCACAAGAAGCCUCCGUCCUCGAACGAACACUGCAUCCCAAACCACCUCCCGCCUUUGACAGAAUCUCUUGAUCCCGCUCUGGCUGAGCCCCCGAGAAUCUCGUCCAACCUCCGCCGCCUCAGCUCGUCCCCGACCUUUGCCGACUCGGACCAGCACCACCGAAACCGACCCAGCCUCGCCCCAAUCCAGACCCAGCUGGGCCUGUCCUCGCUCGGCAUGCACCCGUCUCGGUCUUCCGGAGAUCUGAGCGUCGGCAGCGUGCUGCUUUCGCCCAUCCAGGAAGCCGAGGGCGAGUCCGAAACCACUCCCACCGAGCUCGUCGAUACCCCCGAGGGCAGUACAGCCCAGAGCAAGACGGCAGACGACCCCAAGCCAGAGUCAUCGUCGCCCACGUCAGGAUCCGGCACAUCUCUCCGCAGAGUCUCCACCCGCUCGAGGGCCAAGGCCCAGCUGUCGGCCAGCGUCGACGUUUUCCUGCCGAGUCUGAUCCUGCCGCCUCCCGAGGCUGCGGGGCUGCAGAGCAAAGAUGCUCCUGCGGGAGUGAGUCCGCUGCUCUCUCCCGAGACCAAGACCGUCCUCUCGCUCUCCGGAUCCAGCCGCACGAUCGAGGCUGAUUCGUCCCUGAACGUCCUCUGGGUCCCCGGCCACCUCAACACCGAGGCCGGGGCCAGUCCCUUUGCGGGCUCCGACUCGCUGCUCGAGGACCCGGCGAUCCAGUCGUGGCUCGCUAACCAGGUCGGCGAAGGCCCGCUUGUUCUGCGCAAGAGCAAGAACCGCGGCCCUGUCCGCCGAGCAAAAUCGUUUGUCGAGCGGCACAUCUCGAUCACCCCAGAGAACGCCCACGAGAUCCCCGAUACCGACGACAGGGCAAAGUCGCCCGAGUCCGAUCCGGAUGCCGCUGCAUCUCUGGCCGCCGGCGUUCCAGAGUCCAAGUCGCCCCGGAACCCCAAGGUACAUCGUGCCAAGACCGUCGAGGGCACCACCGUGUCCUCCACCAGUGCCGCCCGCCCGGCUUUCAAGGGUAUGGCUCCACUUCGCCGCAGCAAGCUUUCCCAGAAGAAAAAGUCCUCUGCCAGCAAGCCGUCCGCCGAGGGCGACGGUUCCUCCGAGUCAUCCGGACUGUCCCGUAGCAAGACCGGCAAACGGGUGCGCAAGUCGCUCAAUCGACCCAAGCCCGCCGAUGAGGUUAUCAGCAUCGAGGUCAUCAUGGAAUCUUCGGACGAGGCAGCCGCCCAGGUCGCUUCCAGCCCCAAGCCUGACGAGCUCGGUGGCAUCACAGCGAUCUCCACCGUCCCUGCCGUUGAUAGCGACAGGGCUGAUGUGGCCACAACCAUCGCCGUUGCCGUCGAGUCGGACAGGGUGCCCGAGUCCGACGCCUCCAGCUUUAUCUCCAUCAGCUCGAAAUCUGAGAUGCUUGCCGAUAGUCCCUCCGACAGCCCCUCGUCUCCUUCCUUCGAGACUGUGUCUGUGGAGCCCGAGGAGGACUCGCUCAGCGUCAUCAACAGUCUGCUCGAGGACUCUGCCUACUACGAAGACAGUCUCUCGACUGUCGAGUCGCCGGCGGCGUCAUCGUCAUCGUCGUCAUCAUCGUCAUCGUCGUCGCUCCACGGACCGGGUCCAUCCGAUUCGACCUCGCAAAAAGUCACCCUGCUGAUGGAGGGUCGCACCCAGCCCACCAGUCCCUUGGUGGUUGCGCCGCCGCGGCUUUCGUCGGCACCCACGCCAUCCCCAGAGGCCAAGCCCAAGUGGACGUGGCUGAGCGGCAUCCUGGGCUCCAAGAGCAAGGACGUCAAAGAGUCCAAGGACUCCAAGGACUCCAAGGAAGGCAAGAAAACCAAGAGCCGGAAGCAGUCUGGCAAAAAGUCCAAGGCCAAGUCCAAGGCCAAGCCCGAGACUCAUGUCGCUGCCUCGGGUGCGCCAACCGACUCGGACUACAACCCAUACCCGCAGGAUUCGCAGUGGGUCAAUGUCGAGAACAUCGAUCCCGAGGGCAUCAUCAUCGAUGGCAAGCCGCGGUUCGCCCCACACGUCGAAAAGUACAUUUACCGCAUGUCCCACAGCAAACUAGCGCAGCUGCGUCGCCCGCUCGUCCACCAGGUCCUCAUCACCAACUUCAUGCUGUACAUCCUGGCCGUCCAUGCCGAUGUCACCCUCAGCCGCGAUCCCCGUGGCCCGCGCGCUCGCAAGAAGGGCAAGAAGACCAGAGGGCAGCCGCGCAAGUCGUCCAUGAACCCCAAUAAUGUCGGCGACCGAGGCGGCCCCUCUUCCUUAUCGGCGCCGUCGCUGUCAUCGUCGCUGUCACCGAUGCACCCCGGCUCUGUGCACAUCGGCGCGCCGCCGCCACCUCCUAUCCAGAUGCCUGCCAACUAUGCCAACGAGUCGAUGGUGCUGCAGUCCUCCAAGCACAGCAAAUUCUCGAUGGGCAUGGGGCCGUUCAACCACCAGCAGCUGGCAUCAUCGGCAUCGGCAUCGCCAUCAUCGUUGUCGUCCCCAAACAUCGGCAAUGGCGCCUCCGCCGCCAACGGCGCAUCGGGGGCUCCUGGCCACCGCACGCCUGGACGUAGCUCCCCGGACCACUCUGCCAUGCACCAGUUCUUGUUCCAGUCGCCCUCGUCGUCAUCCAGCGCCACUGAGCAGCCGCCAGUGUCACCAAGCACUGGUGCCGCUGGUGCCGUCAACAUGGCCUGGCAGCACAGCGGACGCUCAGGACCCGGAUACGUCCAGCAUCCCUAUCCGUCCAACCGCGGAGAUCCUUAUUCGCCAAUGGCAGUGGCGGCGCCGCCGGUGGGAAACAUGCUGCCGAUAUCCUCGGCCAACGAUGAUGAUGAGGACGAGGACGACGUCCCGCUAGGCGUGCUGCAGUCUCGCCGAGCCAGCAUAUCGAGUCUGUCGAGCCUCAAGAGCGACCACUGA